GUAUUUUGAUUCGCGAAUUUCAGGACACCCUGUAUAAAGAGAAUCCAAUUUUAGACGUUUUAUCAUUAUUAGUAUCCUGUUGGGGAAUUUCUUGACGAAUUAAUUCAGAGGAACUUUUUUUUGCCUUUUAGAAAAGGAGACCAAGGAUCAUGGGACCAAGGAAGGUACCGCGGACUUUGAGAAGGCCAUGGAGAUAUGUGGAAAUGGAAGAUACCAAUACACUUUCCUGCUGGUUUGCGGUAUAAUGUUCUUCUGCGUCGGCUGUCAGUACGGGGCGAACGCGUACAUUCUGCCGUCAGCCGAGUGCGAUCUGCACAUGAGAUCCGAAGAAAAGGGACUGUUGAACGUCGCUUUUCUCAUAGGCUCGGUGAUCAGCGCUCUUUUCUGGGGGGUCUUCGCGGGUGCUUACGGAAGAAGAAAUAUCCUGCUGCUAAAUCUCUUCACCGACAGUAUCAUUACAAUAGUCGCAAGCUUCUCGCCAAACUUCAAGCUGCUGCUAAUGUUCAGAGUCAUAAGCGGAUUCUUGAUGGGCGGACCCGGUUCCUUGGUGUACAUGUACCUCGGCGAGUUUCAUGCAGAAAGAUACAGAGCGAAGAGCAUCUGCUUCGUGGGCUUUUUCUUCACACUCUCUUGGAUGAUACUGCCAGGUUUAGCAUGGAUAAUCAUACCGUUGCCGAUAUCCUUCGAGUUUUACGGCAUUCGAUACAAUUCUUGGAGAUUGUUCCUUGGCAGUAUCAGCCUGCCAACUUUCGCUAUUGCCAUCGUAACCCUAACGUAUCCGGAGAGUCCGAAGUUUCUGGUGUCGCAAGGCAAGACCGACGAGGCCCUCGCGAUUCUCCGAACGAUCUACGCGGUGAACACCGGCCGCGAUAAAAGCGAGUUUCCGGUGAAGGAGCUUCUGUCCGACGCCGUGUUCGAAGUAGAAAAGGACAAGGCACCGUUGUCCUCGUCGGAUAUGCUGACGGAAUUGCUGAAAAAUAUUUGGUGGCAAUUGCGCACCAUUGCGUCGCCACCUCUCUUAAAGUACGCUUCCCUGUUAUGGACGAUUUAUUUCACGAACAUGUUCGGGUACUACGGCGUUAAUCUCUGGCAACCGGAAUUGUUCAAUCGCUUCGAGAACUAUCACCAAUCGCAUCCGAAUGCGUCCGUGACAGUCUGCGAGCUGAUACACGAUACGCAGGCGUUAAACCACACUGUUCCAGAGGAGCGGUACCUCCUUUUGACAAAUGGAGUCACUACGGACUGCAAGCCGCACAUAGACGAGCGGGUGUUCAUUAACUCUCUGACGAUCAACGCCGUUUGCCUGUUCGGCAAUAUCGCUUCCGGGUAUCUAGCAAAUCGAGUUGAUCGUCGAACAAUGCCAAUGACCACGAUGCUGGUGGCUAGCAUCGCUGCCCUCGGUAUGUACUUCGUGAGAUCCUCGCUGCAGAUCCUGGUUACCGCGUGCGUAUUCUCCGUGAUGCUGGCCACGGCGAAUUUCGUUAUUACCAGUGUUGCGGUCGACAUUUUGCCUACGCACGUGUCCGCCGCCGCGGUGUGCAUGAUGGUGUGCUUGGGAAGGUCCGGCGCGGUGGCGAGUAAUUUGGCGUUCGGCAUGCUGCUAGACCUAAGCUGCAAGAUCCCGAUAUUCCUGGUGACCGGUGUCACCAUGUUUGGUGGGUUGUUGUGCUUCCUGAUACCAAGCAAAGAAAAGAAGUGAAUGACCACGCUCGAGGAAGAGACCGACAUAUUAAAUAUAUGGAGAGGACAAUCUGAAGUGUCGAACGAAAUGUUUCGUGUUAUUCUUUCACCAGAAUGCGCGGUUUGUGUAAAGUCUGAAAAUACGUGUGAGAGUGCCUGCUGAUUUGUAAAUAACAAUUGCGAGCGUCGAUUGACAAGCUCUCGGUUUCUUCCCAGUGAGAAAUGAUUCGUCGAUUGACGUCGAAA
This is a messenger RNA of Vollenhovia emeryi, 1926 nucleotides long. RefSeq names its product synaptic vesicle glycoprotein 2A-like. Gene Ontology annotation, cellular component: membrane. The transcript has 9 exons. The coding region runs from base 188 to 1699 and encodes 503 amino acids. Lineage: Eukaryota; Metazoa; Arthropoda; Insecta; Hymenoptera; Formicidae. Gene Ontology annotation, molecular function: transmembrane transporter activity. Gene Ontology annotation, biological process: transmembrane transport. The record is from RefSeq and is a predicted model, not a curated record.